Molecule: messenger RNA, 1641 nt
Organism: Symbiodinium sp. CCMP2592
Lineage: Eukaryota; Dinophyceae; Suessiales; Symbiodiniaceae
Source: the annotation of a GenBank genome assembly
AUGUUAUGCGGCAUGAGAUGCUCGAAGUGCUGGGAGUGUCCUGUUUGUUCUAGUACGUUGACCCCAUGCAUAGCCAAUCCCAGCUCUAAGGAGCAAACAUAUCAUUUUGCAUGUAGUUUCUGUCGAUGGAGUUCUCGUGGUCGUCAAGAGGCCGAGAAGCCAGAGCAGCUGAUCACACAAAUCGUCGCUUUAGAAAGGGAGAGCGAGCCGCGACAGAGAAUGCUCGCAAUGGUCGAGGCAUUUCGCACCAAGGCACAAGAUCAACAGCGUGAGAAGGAAUUGGCACAACGGUUGAAACGACGGUCGCUGACUCGAACAUCUUUUUCAUCUGCUUCUUUGACGGCUUUCGCUGCGCGCCGUUUUAGUUCAGCUGUAUCGAUGCGAGGGAGCACGCGCUUGUCUGCAAUGGGCAGCUCGGUCCUUUCCUUUGGAAGUGGAGAGCUGGGGAAGAAAGUCUCAGGCCCGUGGAGCAUCGACAACUUAGAAGCCAAGCUCGUUGAGCAAAGUGAAAAACAGAAAGAUUUGCGAGCUGACGCAUCCUUGGCAGUGUCUGCCAAAGAGGCGCAGGAGCCUGGGUCAGACGCAGGGGCCAAAGACAGCCCGGCGAGACGAUUCAGCUUCAGUGGCCAUGCUUCGUCUGACGUUCCUGUCUUGGCGGGCUUGUCUGUUCAAGAAAUCAUGCGUGCGCACACAGAGCCUUUGGCGAGACUACCGGGCCGCACUUUGUUGGCCGAGCUGCAAAGCAGCAUCGAUUCAGAUGCAAGCAUAGACAGUGAAAGCGCUGGCGACUGUGCGUCGCUUGGAAUGCGUUUGCUUCAAGUUUCUUACGGUUAUCAUGGAAUUCCAUCGGAUUCUGCAAAGCCGCAGCUUCAGAAUAUUCUUCGCAGAGGUCAGUCGCAGUUGGAAGCUCCAUUACAGCACAAGAAUGCUUGGAAAUUGCUCCCUGUUCGGAAGCCAUUGUUAACCAAGCGAUCACGCAGGUGCAAGUUGGUUUGCAAGCCUGUAGGCGAAUCUGAGGUGGCGAAGAUCUGUAAGGGACUGGUUGUUAAACCCAAAAUCAACCCGUGUGCAAAUCCACCGUUUCAGAAGAACAGUGUGGCUUCCGCCAUUCUUCCACGCAUCAUUCCCUGGAGCUGUGGACCUGGACCCGGUGAGGGUGACAUAAGCCUGGUGUUCAUCAUGGUAAAUCCUAUGGACACGGAUGUUGAAAUCGAUUUCGAUCCCAUGGCGUUCAACAAAGAAGCCACGAAUCUUAAGGAGACUUUUGCCACGAAGCCUUGGCAGAGCUUGCUCGCGGGACAGUCCGUUCAUGUUUCGACACCGGCAUUUUCGACCAUUAUUCCCAAGUGCCUUGAUGAAGCAUCGAAUGUUUUCGAUGAAGAUGUCAACCAAUGUGCUGGUAAAGACAAGCCCGAGAUAAUUCUGCAGCGGAAGAUGAACAAGAUUUUGGUGCGGCUUUGCUUCCACAAGAAGCAGACUAUCACGACUUGGGAAUUCUUCACAUACUUGAAGAUGAAGUUUCAAGUUUCUUUUAGUGACACAGACACGAAAAGUCACGAGGUAGAGCUUGUCCUGCGCUUCGGGCCAGAGUGUCCGAUAGAUUUGCCGCAACAAGGACCGAGCAGUGCAAAACAAGUCUGA